AUGAGGCUAUUGCUGCGGUACCUUCUGUUGAUCCUCCUCACACAAACCGAGAUCCUUUUCGCUGUGAAAUGUUACUCAUGCGCCAACGAAUUCAUUGUAUGGCAAUGGCGUCACUUUUUCCUGAAACGAAACUACGCAUUAGCAUCAAGUGAUCAAGAGUGCGUUCAUCGGGACUAUAAACCAGAGUCCAUGCAAAAUUGUCAUUCCACAUGCUUCAUAUUUUCGUUAAACGGGACAAACAGGGAAACAGGAAUAACAAGGACUCUUGAAUUGGUAACGCCUAGAAUAGGAGGAAACAGGAACUGUGUCGGUCGUGGAUGUUCGAGCCACUUCCUUACCGACGAUCAGCACAUGCAUUUGGGACUGGGCACACACACGAAGCCAUCUCAAGUUGGAACAUACUUACCGGCCGACUUCGAUAAGCUGGAAAUUUACGAACACUGGUGCUUUUGCGCAACCGACUACUGUAACACACAAGUGUGCUAUAAUAGACCUUUCGGAUCCAGCGAGUUCCCCGGAUCAUAUAUAGGGAAACGAAAGGCGGGCAGCAGCUGUGCUUAUCAUUGUAUAUAUGACGUUUAUCUCAUCGCAACGCACAACGAGCAAGCUGGCUUUCGUCCUGGCCGAUCUAUGAUUGAAAAGGUGUUCAUCGUCAGGAGAGUGAUCGAAAUCUGGCAGCGGUAUUCGAAGCCAAUGCAGUUAGCGUUUCUGGACUUUGAAGCCGCGUUCGACUCUCCUCACCGAUGCCGUCUUCUCAACGCGCUCCGCGCCGAUGGAGUACCAGGAAAAUUCGUUCGCUUGCUUGAUGACAUGAAUCAAAGAACAACUGCUGCAGUUCGAACACCAGUUGGAUGUACAACACCGUUUGAAGUGGUAACUGGAGUAAGACAAGGGGCGGUGGUAGGACCCUUCCUGUUCAAAUUCGCCAUCGACAACAUUAUGCGAAGAACAGUCGACCAGUGUCCUGCCGACAUUGUCUUAGCACCACCAGGGUGCCUCUUGACUGACCUCGAGUACGCUGACUAUGUUGUUAUAUUCGCGGAAAGCAGUACGAAACUUCAACAUGUUGUCAUUCUUGUAUCGAAGCUGGCUGCAGCCUAUGGACUACGUCUACGCCCUGAUAAAUGGAAGCAGAUGUGGGUCUCUUAG
Messenger RNA from Necator americanus (New World hookworm), 1149 nucleotides. RefSeq lists its product as uncharacterized. The record is from RefSeq and is a predicted model, not a curated record. The transcript has 7 exons. Bases 1 to 1149 code for a protein of 382 amino acids. NCBI's taxonomy places the organism in Eukaryota, Metazoa, Nematoda, Chromadorea, Rhabditida, Ancylostomatidae.